Molecule: messenger RNA, 1317 nt
Organism: Nicotiana tabacum (common tobacco)
Lineage: Eukaryota; Viridiplantae; Streptophyta; Magnoliopsida; Solanales; Solanaceae
Product: sphingolipid delta(4)-desaturase DES1-like
Biological process (GO): ceramide biosynthetic process
Cellular component (GO): membrane
Molecular function (GO): sphingolipid delta-4 desaturase activity
Source: RefSeq, a predicted model, not a curated record
GCUAUUAAACUUUACUACAACAGAAUAAAGAAAAUCUAAACAGCCAUACAAGGGAAGGGAAGGUAGGUCCAAAACAGAGAAACAGAGAGAAGAAAAAGAGAAGCAAAAAAUGGGAUUUGAGGGGAAAAAGAGAGAAGAUAAAGAAGAAGAAGGUGUAUUAAUGGCUAAUGAUUUCUUUUGGUCAUACACAGAUGAACCUCACGCUUCUCGUAGAAGACAAAUCCUCUCUCAGUACCCUCAAAUCAAACAGCUUUUUGGCCCUGACCCUUUUGCUUUCCUCAAGAUAUCAAUGGUUGUUUUGCUUCAGCUUUGGUCCGCUACCUUCCUCCGUGAUGCAAGUUGGCUGAAGAUAUUGAUAGUUGCCUACUUUUUCGGCUCUUUCCUUAACCACAAUCUCUUCUUGGCCAUUCACGAGCUUAGUCACAACCUCGCUUUCUCUACUCCAGUUUACAACCGUUGGCUUGGGAUAUUCGCCAACCUUCCCAUUGGUGUUCCCAUGUCCGUUACCUUCCAAAAGUAUCACCUCGAGCACCACCGCUUCCAAGGAGUCGAUGGAAUCGAUAUGGAUAUCCCAAGUCUUGCUGAAGCCCAUGUUGUCAAAAACGUCAUAGCGAAAUCAAUAUGGGUGAUUCUCCAACUCUUCUUUUAUGCUCUUAGGCCUCUUUUUCUCAAACCUAAACCACCCGGCAUGUGGGAGUUCACCAAUUUGAUUAUCCAACUAUCCCUCGAUGGAGCUAUGGUAUACUUCUGGGGUUGGAAAUCUUUCGCUUAUUUGAUCCUGUCGACUUUUGUUGGGGGUGGAAUGCACCCAAUGGCCGGUCAUUUCAUCUCCGAGCAUUAUGUUUUCAAGCCCGAGCAAGAGACGUACUCCUACUACGGUCCACUUAAUCUUAUGACAUGGAGCGUAGGUUACCACAACGAGCACCAUGAUUUCCCGAGGAUUCCUGGAAGCAAGCUCUUCAAGGUGAAGGAGAUUGCACCGGAAUACUACGAAAACUUAGAAUCUUACAAAUCUUGGAGCCAGGUUAUCUACAUGUAUAUAAUGGACCGGACGGUUGGGCCUUUUAGCAGAAUGAAGAGGAAGUUGUCGACAAAGAUGGACAGGAAAUCUGAAUAGGUACUAUGCUAGUGUUCUGUUUCUUUUUCCACUUCUUUCCUGUGUUGGUAUGGAUAUUUCCUAUCCAUUCUUUGAUUCUUAAUUAUUUUGUUUGUAACAUUAUUAUAGCAAUCCUGCAUCAUAUGCACAGUAGAUGUAGUCUAUGUACUAUAUUCAUUUUUAUAGAAUUUUUGUGACACUAACACUUAAUUUUCUGUUGA